Messenger RNA from Danaus chrysippus (African queen), 258 nucleotides. The record is from the annotation of a GenBank genome assembly. Lineage: Eukaryota; Metazoa; Arthropoda; Insecta; Lepidoptera; Nymphalidae.
AUGUUACAAAAAAUAGAAUAUUGGCAACCUUUUAUAGAAAAGAACACCCAAUAUAGACAGGAAGAAAACCUUACCUCCAGAGACGGUGGAGCGGCAAAACGGCGAUCGAGGUCUAACCUGCAAAAAUUUGGUAACCAAAAGUUUGGAGGAAUAGGAAUACUCACGGAGGAGGUGGUCUUCCACCUCCUCUGUAAUCUUUUACCGGAGAGCUACGACAGAAGCAGGACGCGCAAGAAAACGGGACACUCCUGGAAAUAG